UAAAAGUGCUACCUUUUUUUUUUUUUGUCACAGCAGAGUGUCAAAACUUUUCAGAAAAAUGCUGAAUGAAGUUAAGCCCUUUUUCAGCUGCAGACCAACCAGGUCACAAGCAAGGAAAACAAAUAUGGAGGACACAGUUGCUGGUGACAGUGGUUGUUUGUUUCUUCCUUUCUUUCCAAGAAACAGUACAUUUGUCGCUUUUCUUUCUUUCUUACUUUCUUUCUUUCUUUCCAUGUAAGAGUACAUUACACUGUUUUUCUUUUGUUUCAUUAUAGAUUACAAUAAACCACUUUUCCUUCCUUCCGUCCUUCCUUCCUUCUUUCUUUCUUUCCAUGGAAUAGUACAUUACAUUGUUUUUCUUUCGUUCCAUUGUGGAUUCCAAUAAACCACUUUUCCUUCCUUCCUUCCUUCCUUCUAUCUUUCUUUUUUCUUUCUUUCUAUGCAAGAGUACAUUUGACUGGUUUUCUUUCUUUCUUUAAAUGCAAGAGUACAAUAAACUUCUUUCUCUUCUUUCUUUUUUUCCAUAGAAGAGUACAUUACAUUGUUUUUCUUUUGUUCCAUCGUAGAUUACAAUAAACCACUUUUCUUUCUUUCUUUGUUUCUGUUCAAGAGUACAUUCUUACUUUAUGGCAGAUUACAAUAAACUUCUUUCUGUUCUUUCUUUCUUUCUUUCUUUCAAGGGUAUAUUCAACUGCUUUUCUUUCUAUCCAAGGAAGAGUACAUUUGAAGCUAUUCUUUCUUUCUUUUUUUCCUUUCCUUUCUUCCAUAAAAGAGUAUAUACAAAGACUACAACGGCAGAUCCCUGAAGCACAGUGAGGUAAUCCAGCUGAGCACAGUCAUCAUUAAGUGACGUCGCUUUGAUGUGACGCUUGAGAGAGCGAGGAUAUUCCAUUUGACUUGCUUCGAUUCCUCGCUCCAUGCAUCUCAUCCUUGCAUCCUUCCCUCGCAUCCUAAGGGGGUGGGGCUAAGACACAAGGAAGGGAAGCAAGGAAAGGAAAUGAGGAUUCACAAAUAAGAAAUGAGAAGCGCCCCUGAAAGGAAGUGUUGGUAGUUCUAGAAGUGAUCCGGAGAUGGGGGACAAUUUUUUCGGUGGGAAUAGCAGAGUAGAUGAAUAGAGUAAAAUUGUUAAUCGUAAAAUGAAAAAAACCUGUAGAUAUGAAUCGGGAACUGAUAGUGAAAGAGAGUGCAUGCACAGACAAGCAAGGAGUUUUUUUUUUAUAGGGAAUAGAAUAUGCUGAGGUUGUUAAAAUCACUGUGAAGUGCUUUAAAUGCCUUAUUGUGUUGAUGUAAUUUCCACUGAGGAAACAGGAAGUCGGGACGGGACAUAUCAAAUGGCUCCUCCCCCUUUCAAAAUUGUCAAUAGCGUUUACUUUACCUCAAAGCUCGUGGUAAGCCGUACUUGACAGUUAGUACCAUGGAUAUUUUAUAAUGUUGGGGUGGGGCACUUCCAAUUCUAGAGUGCAUUUGAUUGGACAGAAAAUCUGAUGAGAAGUGUAUUGGUGGCAGAGAGAGACUGUAAAUUUUGAAUGCAUAUAUCUCCUAAAUGUGAAUUUUGUCACUGUUUUGGAGCAUACUAGCUUAUAGCUAACCUUAUGGCGAACAUAUUCAUUCUAAAAGCCACAAAAAACGUAUCUAUCAUGAAUCUGUAGUGCACUGAUCAGGUCAGCGUUGCAUUAUGGGUGUAUGAUUUAUGAGUCUGCAUUAUUAUCUUUGAUUAGGAAAGUUGAAGCAGUACAGGCACAAUCAUUAAGAAUAUGUUGUGGUGCUUUUAGAUCCUCUCCAGUAUCAGCAUUGCAAGUGGAGGUAGGAGAAAUGCCACUUGUAUAGUCAUAGGUUACAACUGACAGUGAAAUACUGGGUUACUCUGAAAAGACAUUCUGAGGCACACCCAGUUAAGAAGGCACUGAUGGAGUGUUGAGAAUAUGGGAAUGAUAAUAUCAGAAGUUGGAUAGACAGCAAAUAAAGAAGCUCAGACCUUGGGUCUUAACAAAUAUACCUCCCUGGUUAUAUUUCCCUCACCAUGCCUCAAAUCAAUCUUUAUCUAUCAGUCCCUCCAGGAUUUUGUGAUUUUGCGAUCACAGAAAUCAACGCAGAUCUCAGAUUUUCCACAGAUUUGGGCCAGGACACGUCAUGUGAUGUCAUCACAUCACGCAUCUUCGAUUCACGUGCAUUGAACAUGUGUACAGCUAAAAGGUCUCAUUUACCAACAAACAUCACUGUGAAAGACAUCACUGUGCAAAACAAUUUUGCCAAUUCAAGUAAUUUCAAGUAGACUCUGUGGUGCUGUUGUUAUGGUUACAGUGUGUACAUUGCGUGAGAUACUUUGCUAGUCGUCUUACUACAGUCUGAAGUUUUCAAGGUAUGAUGUCCUAGUCUAAAAAUAUCACGCUUUCACAGUAUUAGUCAAACAUUUAAAAACACAUAAGCUGGUGGUAAAAAUGAAAGCAAAAAAACAAACAAAACAUUACACCUGUUGGUACAAUGAUGCCAGGUUUCAAACUACAGGCUGAGCUGGACAAACUGGUCAUACCGUCAUCUAUGACAAACUUAGGAACAUGUAGGUGGUGUUUUGGAGAAGUCAGCUGUUCAAUCUUACACUGUGACUAACUGUGAAACCCUAACAACCCUCAUCAGCACAGAAGAAUCUCUGAACAUGGCUUCCAGCACAGUCACACCGGAGCCGCUUGAUGUCCUUCAGGAGACCGACGAUGACGGUGGAAACGACUUAUCGGGUCUCGAGGACGAGGACGACAAUGAAGAAAUUAUGGAUCUGGAUGAGGAUGAUUCUGCCGAUGAAAGUCAAGAUGGUGAGCAGCACACACCACAAGCGAAAAAGCCACACAGGUCUACACAGUCAAAAUCUCCGCUAGCAUGGAAGACACCCGAAGACGCAGACGUGGCUCCACCAGCAAUUCGGUUCUGGCCUGCACGGCCUCCCGGGGUGCAACUGAACUCGGCAGACAAGCACACACCUCUGGAGUUGUUCAAACUCUUCUUCUCUCCAGAUGCUGUGGCGACCCUGUGUCAGAACACUAAUAAACAGGCUGCCAGGAACAUUGAACAAGGGUGCAAGUACAAAUGGACCACGUUGACAGUAGACGAGUUCUACAAGUACAUCGGACUCAUUUAUUUCAUGGCCCUGAUCAAGCUGGACCACAUUCGAGAUUAUUGGCGGCAGAACAACAUUUUUUCCAUUGCCUUCCCAAGGACAGUGAUGACGAGAGACAGAUAUAGGACUAUAUCCUGGAACGUGCACAUGAGCGAUCCAGAUGAGGACCAAGAAAACGAUAUUAGACGGGGAACACCGCAGUACGACCGACUGUUCCGGGUGAAACCGCUCAUGGACAGGAUUCGGGAGGCCUGCAAAACCUUUUAUCAUCCACAGAGAAACCUUACCGUGGACGAACGAAUGGUGGCAACGAAAGCAAAAACGGGUAUGACACAGUACAUGAAGAGAAAGCCCACCAAAUGGGGCUUCAAGUUGUUUGUAAUGGCUGACUCGAGCAAUGGAUACACAGUGGAUUUUGCUGUGUACACAGGAAAGGACAGCUCUUAUACAGGACAUGGGAUUUCAUAUGACACUGUGAUGUCAUUUAUGGAUCAUUCCUUCUUGGGUUCUGGGUACCAUGUGUACAUGGACAAUUUCUACACGAGCCCAAAACUAUUCAGGGACUUGCACACUCAGAAAUUUGGCGCUUGUGGGACGUACAGGGACAACAAGAAGGCUUGUAAGGACUGCCCGAGCACUACAUUAAAUGCUCUCAGUAGAACAUCAUGCAGGGGAGACUUCAGAUGGAUCAGGGAUGGUCCUCUGGUGUUUGUGAAGUGGAUGGAUGCUCAAGAAGUCUCUGUUUGCUCUACCAUCCACUCAGCCUUCAACGGCGAGACGAUACAACGGAAGGUGAAGACCACAAAAGGGACCUGGGACACGCAGAAAUUUUCAUGCCCCACUCCUGUCCUCAAGUACAACGAACACAUGGGAGGUGUGGACUUGUCCGACCAACUGAUCCAGUACUACACAGCACAGCAGAAGACCAUGAAAUGGUACCGGAAGCUGUUUUUGCACUUCUUGGACAUUGCGGCUACUAAUGCAUACAUCUUACACAAAGAGCUUGCAUCCAAACAACUACGCGAUGCCUUGACACACAAAGUGUUCAUGGAGGAGCUGACUGCACAGCUGUGCGGCAUGUCACAGAAAAUCCCUUCAAAACGGGCCAGCUGUGAUCAUGUACCGGUGCCUGUGGCCAAACUGUCUACAGACGUGAGACAAGUGGCUUCGCAAGGUCGCAGGACUUGCGUCCUCUGCCGAUUCCAACGUUCCAAAAAGAGUAACACUCCAUGGAAGUGCGGGAAGUGCAACGUUCCUCUUUGCCUGCAGCUGACUAGAAACUGUUUUGAGGAAUGGCAUAAAAAAAACAAUUACCACCUAUAAUUGAGUGGUGAAUAAUUUCAUCUUGACUCCUAAACUGGCAUGAACUGUUAUGCCAUUAACUUAUACUCAUGACCUGUUCUACUGUGUGCCACAAAAGUAAUACUGGUGUGCACUAGUUUUAUUUUUCUUGUGUGGAGACUUGAAUAUAAAUAUCUGUUAAAGGUAACAUGCAUUUGUGUCAUGAAAAUGAACAAUUGAAACAGGGUCUUAGUGGAGCCAGAGCAUAUCUUGGGAACACCAGGUGUGAGGCCAAGGGUACA
This is a messenger RNA of Ictalurus furcatus (blue catfish), 4692 nucleotides long. RefSeq names its product piggyBac transposable element-derived protein 4-like. The transcript has 3 exons. Bases 2654 to 4432 code for a protein of 592 amino acids. The record is from RefSeq and is a predicted model, not a curated record. NCBI's taxonomy places the organism in Eukaryota, Metazoa, Chordata, Actinopteri, Siluriformes, Ictaluridae.